AUGGGCAUUACAGUAAGUCAUCUCGCUCACCAAAACCAAGGGACCGGAAAGAAUUAUACUCGUACUAUGACAGGAACAACAGAAAAUAUCAGGGACGUUCAUAUCGAUGAACCGCAAAACAUGGACGCAGUGAGUAAGAAAGUUACCGAAUUGAGCUUAAGUGGCUCCUCCGGUUUAAAUGACAGAGAGCUGCCUUCAAGCGAAGGGCCUCUAACAAAGAGGAAGUCAACGCUGUUGUUGCGGGAAGAGGACGAACCUGAAAUGCCGGAGUUGACUGUGGUGGAAACCGCUUUGGAUUCCAAUUCUGUUUCUUCCUCUAGCAGUGAUGAUGACGACGAGGAAUCCCCCACUGGCGCUGCAGAGCCUCAACAAGAUGCUAACGUUAAUGAUAACGCACCCACCCCUUCUUCCCCGACGCAGACACGGCAGCAAAAGCGUAGCAAGAACAGAAGGGAAAGCGAGAGCGGAAUAAAGAGCUCGUUAAUGGUACCUGUGGAAAUCAAGUGGCAGCAAGGUGGCUCGAAAGUUUACGUGACAGGUUCAUUCACUAAAUGGAGGAAGAUGAUCGGUUUGCUGCCUGACUCUGAUAGGAGCGGGUCGUUCCAUGUUAAACUAAGACUACUUCCAGGCACCCACAGGUUUAGAUUUGUAGUGGACAAUGAGAUUAGAGUCAGCGAUUUCUUGCCUACUGCCACUGACCAAAUGGGUAAUUUUGUCAAUUACAUCGAGGUCACACAUCCACAGAAGGAAGCCAUAGACGGGACAAAUAUAUCCAAAAAGGCGUAUUCCAUGAAACCGCCCACUAGCGAUCGGUCCUCAAUUGCACUCCAAAUUGGCAAGGACCCCGACGAUUUCGGUGACGGGUAUACAAGAUUCCAUGAAGAUCUUUCCCCCAAACCUUCUGUCGAGUACACAACGGACAUUCCCGCUGUGUUCACUGACCCAUCCGUUAUGGAGCGGUACUACUACACUUUGGACCGAGAGAAAAACAAGAAUGACACUUCAUGGCUGACGCCGCCCCAAUUACCUCCUCAGUUGGAGAACGUCAUCCUGAAUAAAUACUGUACAACACAGGACCAAGUCAACGAAAACAACUCAGGUGCUCUGCCCAUUCCAAACCAUGUGGUGCUCAACCACUUGAUCACAAGCAGCAUCAAACAUAACACCCUUUGUGUAUCAUCCAUUGUUCGGUACAAACAGAAAUACGUCACACAGAUUCUCUACACCCCCAUAGAGUCCUCAUGA
This is a messenger RNA of Saccharomyces eubayanus, 1245 nucleotides long. RefSeq names its product Sip2p (gene SIP2). Gene Ontology annotation, biological process: signal transduction. NCBI's taxonomy places the organism in Eukaryota, Fungi, Ascomycota, Saccharomycetes, Saccharomycetales, Saccharomycetaceae. Gene Ontology annotation, cellular component: nucleus; cytoplasm; nucleotide-activated protein kinase complex. The transcript has a single exon. The record is from RefSeq and is a predicted model, not a curated record. Gene Ontology annotation, molecular function: protein kinase binding. The coding region runs from base 1 to 1245 and encodes 414 amino acids.